Molecule: messenger RNA, 399 nt
Organism: Diaporthe citri
Lineage: Eukaryota; Fungi; Ascomycota; Sordariomycetes; Diaporthales; Diaporthaceae
Exons: 1
Coding region: 1-399 (132 amino acids)
Source: RefSeq, a predicted model, not a curated record
AUGGCGUUCAACAAUCUUGAACUGCGCCACCUUCCCGGCCUUCUUAUAGCCAGUUCCGAGACCUUCGGUGGGUUCUGGCCUCUUUUUAACGCGGAGAGAGCAAUCCUCGCAUUUGGCCUCCCAGGACCCAUUGCGCAAUCAGUACCCGCGCAGACGACAAUGUUCAUUGCAUCGUCCCGUAUCAGCACCAUAGGGAUGAUAAUAUUCGCUCUGUACGGCCAGGGAAAUCUCGCUGCUGUUGACACCGUGCUUGCGGUCAUGGGCCUUUACGUGGGAGUGAUGGAUGGCUAUUUCUGCUGGCGCGAGGGCAGGCCGAAGAUGGGGCUGUUCCGCUCUGCUGGUGCUUUCACGGUUGCGGCUGUUGGGUUGGCUGGAUGCACAGCGGGUGGUCAAGGCUAA